GUGGGUCCCGCCCGCGAAUUUUUUUGGGCUUCGAAUUAAUUCAGUGAGAAAAUCAAGUUGGAGUGAACUGAGAAUUUUUGGAUCAAGCCCGUAUUCAACAUCCUUUCGAGGUUGGACUAUUACCGCCAUUUUCCAGCGGGGAUUUUAGUCUUUACAUGAGCGAGGCGGUUUUCAUCUCAUAACUCCCAACUUUCCUGCUCAUCCGGCCACAACUUCCUUUCGCUCGAGCGUAUCUGAGGCACACGCGCGCAUGUCAAAAAGAAAAUAAUAACCAGACCAAAUUUACCCACACACAAAAUGGGCAAGUCACGACGGAACAGGGAUCGGGGUCAUCGCUCUGAUCCCAUGGGAAAGCCCAAGCCAGCCCCGGCAGACCCGGAGCUGGCAAAACUGCGCGAGUCCAAGAUCUUGCCCGUCCUCAACGACUUGAAAGCCUCCGAUCCCAAGCAGCGUACAUCUGCGGCCGGAGCAAUCGCCAACAUUAUCACAGAUCAAAAAUGCCGAAAGCUGCUCUUGAGGGAACAGGUCGUUCACACAGUACUCACCGAGACCUUGACCGACUCGAGCCUGGAGAGUCGAGCUGCCGGCUGGGAGAUCCUCAAGGUCUUGGCUCUCGAGGAGGAAGCCGACUUUUGCGUUCAUCUUUACAGGGUCGAUGUGCUGUCCGCGGCUGAGCAUGCAUGCAACUCGGUGCUUGAGGCCCUCAAGUCCUCUAGCCCUGCAUUUGCCAAGCUCCCCAAGGCUCAGCAAGGAUUCAUAUGGAGCAUUGCCGAUGCUCUUUCCAUCCUCAUAGGAGAGCUUGGGCAGGCUCAGGAAGAAGUCCUGAAGGCCGUGACAGCCAAUACGAGCAUUGCUCGCUUUUUGUUUGGCCUAAGCUCCCACAGCAGCACCACGGCCGAAGUGCUUUCCAGUGCUCUUGCAUGCCUGAUGACGCUGUCAGAAGAUAACAGGGCUUUCUGUGAGAUGAUUCUCAACGACCAAGAGACGUUUUGCUACAGGAAUCUCAAGAAAUUGUCCGAGUCCGGCGGGUUGAGGGCCGCUCUUUCUUGCGGGGUCCUCCACAAUCUCUUUUCUGCACUCGAAUGGCAUGACCAUUCACCCGGUCUGGAAUCUGCUUGCGACGCCGUUCUCGUUCCACUACUUUCUCGGGAGAUCUCGUCGGCCAGAUUGGAUGUUGAGGACACGCACUGGGAUGUGCUUCAAACCACGCUUGAGGUUCUUGCUUCCAUAGCAACAAACUUACAGACAACUUUGGAGAAGGGCAACAAAGCCGAAGACGAGUGGCAGGGCAUCAAGGAUGACGACAAUCAAGUCAUGGACUUGGAUGACGAUGUCGACGAUACUGUUGACGAUGAUAACAUAAAUGGAGUCGAUCAUAGCGACGACGAAGACGAUGAAGCCGCAGGCAAUGAUGACGACAGCGAGAUGGACGACGAGGAGCUACUGGCGGACAUGGAAAGGGUCACCGGAGCGGACCACGAGCCCGAGGAGCCCGCUCGCCUAGAUGACCUGCCGACUUUGAGCAACUUCCUAGAGGCCGCAGUCCCCUCCUUGGUCCGCAUCACUUCAUCUUCCCCUGCCAGCGAGGAGGCGCUGGCCAUCCAGGGUGUUGCACUCUCCGUCCUCAACAACCUUGCAUGGACCGUAUCGAGCCUCGACUUCUCCAAUGGGGAGAACGCCACCGUGCGCAAGGUGUGGUAUCCUGUGGGUUGCGCGAUAUGGGAGAAGACUGUAACGCAUGUGCUGUCCAACGACACGGCCGACGUCGAGCUCGCCGCACUCGUCACGAGCUUGGCCUGGGCCAUCUCGCGCACUCUUGGAGGCAAGACGCCCGUUCAAGGGGACGAACACCGCAAGUUCAUUUCCCUGUACAAAGCCGCAAAGAACAUGCCGGAGCCCGCGCAGGCCGUGGAGGAUCCGUUUCAGGGCUUGGGAGUCAAAUGCAUCGGCGUGCUAGGUCAGCUGGCCCGGGACCCGUGCCCGGUGGGUGUGAACCGCGAGAUUGGGAUUUUCCUCAUCACAAUUAUCUCGGCGGCGACCGAGGUCCCAACUGCAGAUGUUGUUGAGGCGCUUGAUCAGUUCUACGACAUAUAUGGUGAUGAGGGCUUGGCAUGCGACAAUGAGGUUUUCUGGAAAGACAGGUUUCUGGAACACUUGGAAGGUGCCGUUCCAAAAAUCAAAUCGAUGGUGAAGUCAAUCGAUAAGAGGAAACAGUCUGAACUUAGGCUGCGGGCAGAGGAGGCCGUUACAAACAUGCCUCGGUUUAUCGCUUACAAGAAAAAGCACAGGCCCUCGUGAGGUUUGCCUAAGACCGCUCGUUUUCGGCCGUCCCCAACGGAAAUCCCCAGAGGUGCGGUGUCAAAUCAACUCGUUUGUACCUGACCAGACUAAGUUGAGACUAGUUCGCAGGGCGGGUAAACCUUGAUACUCUUGUCGCCAGGACCUGGUUACCCUUGAGUUUGGUUAAAAGUCCAUAGGAGGUUAGGCCGUUAUCGCAUAUGUUGAUAGCUGCCAUAAACAGGUUAAUAGGCAAUGAACUAAAUACUUGAAGG
Molecule: messenger RNA, 2552 nt
Organism: Pyricularia oryzae 70-15
Lineage: Eukaryota; Fungi; Ascomycota; Sordariomycetes; Magnaporthales; Pyriculariaceae
Exons: 2
Coding region: 298-2298 (666 amino acids)
Biological process (GO): ribosomal large subunit biogenesis; protein import into nucleus
Source: RefSeq, a predicted model, not a curated record